AUGUCGUGGAGAAUCCCAUGGAGCUCCACCGAAGGAGACUCCCCACUGAGUGCUUUGAUCAACUGCUGUGAAUCUAAAGCAAUUGAUAGUUUUGUGAUGCUAAGAUCUAAGGCUUUUUGCAUGGCAAGGAAGAAGGCAAUUGCUUCCGCCAUAAGUGGAGAGCUGACAUUAUACUCUGUAGAUCUAAACGAGAUUUUGGUAUGUGAUGAGUGGUCAAUGAAGAGCCAUCCCAGACCUCAUCUUGAGAGUCCUCUCGCCAUUAUGUUGCAUCCAUCAUCAACAAAAUCCAAAGAAAGAGGGGGCAUUGCCCAAUUCUUAAUGGUAGGAGGCAGGAGCAAUGGAAGAAUGAAUGGAGACACGUUUCCUCUUCACCACAGUGAGGGCACUUAG
Messenger RNA from Arabidopsis thaliana (thale cress), 390 nucleotides. RefSeq lists its product as uncharacterized. NCBI's taxonomy places the organism in Eukaryota, Viridiplantae, Streptophyta, Magnoliopsida, Brassicales, Brassicaceae. The record is from RefSeq and is marked reviewed. The coding region runs from base 1 to 390 and encodes 129 amino acids. The transcript has 3 exons.